Molecule: messenger RNA, 1398 nt
Organism: Sclerotinia sclerotiorum 1980 UF-70
Lineage: Eukaryota; Fungi; Ascomycota; Leotiomycetes; Helotiales; Sclerotiniaceae
Exons: 1
Coding region: 1-1398 (465 amino acids)
Source: RefSeq, a predicted model, not a curated record
AUGCCCUCAGCAACGCCGAGGUCUACCCUCGCCAUCAGACCUCGACCACUUACAGAAUCACAACCACCCAUAAAUCGAAAACACGCACCUUGCACUUCAUAUCCAGAAAGUUCCCCUCUUGACAAUUUCUCCUUCUAUAAUACUCCUACAACUUACUCGGAUCGCCCAUCAAAACGAUCCAUGACCACUCCAUCGAAAACUAUCGCUGUCGUCAAUUCGUCUGGACGACAGGCUGCAUCAUUUAUCCGCGUUGCUAGUGCAGUGGGCUAUAAUGUACGAGCUCAGUUGCGAAACCUUGAUGGGAUAGUAGCUUCGGAAAUUUCAUCACUUCCAAAUGUUACUGUCCUAGUAGGCGACCUUUUCAUCAAACGAUCUUCCUCUUCAUCACCAACAUUAGAUCCCGAGACUACCAAAUUAAAUGAUGCACUCAUUCGAGAUCUUUUCCAUGGAGCGCAAUUAGCAUUUAUCAAUACUACAUUUUGGGGCGAUGAAUAUGCUAUUGGUUGCGCCUUGGCCGAUGCCGCCGCCGCGGUUGGUAUAGAGCAUUACGUCUAUUCAUCUAUGCCUAACCACUCUGUCGUCAACUCUUCAUGGCCAUCGCUCCCCUUAUGGUCCGAGAAAUACGCGGUCGAAACCUACAUUCGAACGAAACUUCCUUGCCUACGAUCAACUUUCCUCUACACCGGAAUUUACAACAACAACUUCACAUCACUACCAUACCCGUUAUUUUGCAUGGCCCUGCAACCCGAUGGAUCUUUUGAGUGGCAAGCUCCUUUCCAUCCGGAUGUACCUUUACCGUGGCUGGACGCUGAGCACGAUGUCGGACCUGCAGUUUUACAAGUAUUUAAGGAUGGACCACCUGCUUCUUUCUCGAAUCCUCGUCGCAUCCCUCUCGCUUAUGAGUUUCUCUCUCCCAAACAAGCUUGCGCCGCCUUUGCCCGCGGUGUCGGCCGUCCUGUAAUAUACAAACAUAACCCCGAUAUCGAAGUACGAGUUAAGAUACCAAAAGGAUAUAAAGAGCAAUUAGUAGCAUUGGAAAGGAUGUAUUCGUUAGGGAAAGACGACCUAAAACUUCAACCUCCUUACUUUGCCGAACAGGAAUUGGAGGAUAAGGUUCCAGAAGAGGCUUUGAAGCUAUGGGAGGGAUAUCGAGGUCUAGAGGAAUAUGCCCGAGAAGUUUUCCCAUUGGAAGAAGCUGCAAAUGGAUUAACGUGGAUGGUGGAGGAAAAUUAUGAGGAUAGGACAUAUACACCCAAUGAAGUGACGAAUGGUGGAGUGGACGACAAUCCCAACUAUGAAGAAGAAGAUGACGACGAUGAUGGUCUGACUAUAGGUGGAGGACUCGGUACAUCUGGUGAAGCUACCCCCGCAAGAAAAGAAGAGACAUGGUUAGCAUGA